Amphimedon queenslandica is the source of this 1623-nucleotide messenger RNA. Its product is annotated as cilia- and flagella-associated protein 44-like. Lineage: Eukaryota; Metazoa; Porifera; Demospongiae; Haplosclerida; Niphatidae. The record is from RefSeq and is a predicted model, not a curated record. The coding region runs from base 193 to 1623 and encodes 476 amino acids. The transcript has 8 exons.
AGAUACAAAGAUACAGUUGAGUGCGAGCGCACGGUAGUAUGGACAGUAAGAGGAGGGUAUUGGGUGAGCACGUUCCGUUGUGCUGCCCCUUCCUCUCAAUACCUCGAGCUCCUAGAGAAGAUACUCAGCUCCGAUCAAGCGGCUGCCAAUACUCCCUCCACUGCUGGUACAGGCCCUAGUGGAAGAGUACCAAUGAGACGUAAAACCCGAGGACAAGAUACCCUCGCACUUGAAACACUCAAAGGAAAAGGAAGUAUUGUGGAGUCGGUGGAUCUUAGUAAGAGUGAGAUUAGGAGACAAAAGAAAGAGAAGAGGAGGAGGGAGUGGGAGGAGUUUAAUCAAACGAAGCCAGGGGCUGGUUAUGAGGACCCAGAAGAGGUUUCAGCUAUUAGUAAAGCAAAGUCAGAAAUGGGCGAUUAUAAGCUUAAGACAUCGAGCGAUUACGUUGUGUCCGAUCAACAGAGAAUGUCCACUGAGAAGAAGAGAAGGGAACUACUGAUAUGCAGAAACAAUAUUUUUGAUGCUAAACGUAAAUACAAUGAUAAACUGAUGGCCCUCAGAGACUAUAAGAUUGAAAUGAUUAAAAAGAUUACGUUGCUAGUUAAUGAACUGAAAAGUGCUCAACGUCAUUUGCCUCCCUCUCUUCGUAAACCUCUUCCAACCAUUCCAACACUUAAACCUGAAGAAGUCCCUGAAAGGGAGUUGGAGUAUACGAAAGAGACUUUGAUAAAGUUUCGAGAUGAUAAGGAGAAGAGAGAGAAAGCUGAGAAGGAUGCAGCUGCUGGCGUGGGCGAAGGAUUUGGUGGAUUUGGAGGAUUUGGUGGAGGAGGAGGAGAAGAUAAAAAGACUGAAGAGAAAGAUUCAUCUCCCAGUUCUGGUACUAGCAGCAGUCACAGCAUUGGAACGAAAGGAGGAGGAGAGGGAGAGGAGGGCAAAGGAAAAGACGAUGACUACAAGUUGUCUGAUCUUGAAGCCCUAAUGUCCAGUGAAGAGGAAGUGCUCAAGAUUUACAGGCAGGACUCAUUGCUGGCUGAUAUUGAGGAGCUAGUGAAGUCUUUUGAUGACACUGUGGUCCACCUGAGGCAUGAGAAAUCACUCCUUGAUGUAGUGAUGAAACUAACUGAACUGAAGCAUUUGACUCAGUUUGAGGAGCUAGAGCUUUUGAAAGAGUUUGAGAAAAGAGAGACAAACUUUACAACGAAAUACAGGACAAAGAAGAAGGAGAGGGGAGACCUAGAAGUGAAGAUUGAAGAGAUUGAGUGGGAAGUCCAAGAGAAAGAGAAGCUGGUCUCAGUGCUACAGGAGCAGGAGAAAGCUCUUGAUCACGAGUUUAUGGAGGCCAUGGGAGAGAAUAACAAAUUCAAGGACUUCCUAUUGAAGGUUUAUCGGAAGAAAAUUAAACGUGCUAAGCAGAAACAAGGAGAAACAGAGGGUAAGAAUAAAGAGAUUAAUAAUACAUGGAGUCUGUUUGAGCCAGAAGAGAAAGCAAAGCUUGUUGAUAUUGUUAGCAUUCAGAGUCGUGAGAUAGAGGCACUGAGAGAAGAAAUAAGAGUAUUAUCACUUAAAGGAGGUCACAUCCUACCACCAGCUCAACCACCAAACAUGCUAGCUGGAUCAUUAUAG